This is a messenger RNA of Fusarium redolens, 765 nucleotides long. RefSeq lists its product as uncharacterized. Gene Ontology annotation, cellular component: extracellular matrix. The record is from RefSeq and is a predicted model, not a curated record. NCBI's taxonomy places the organism in Eukaryota, Fungi, Ascomycota, Sordariomycetes, Hypocreales, Nectriaceae. Gene Ontology annotation, molecular function: zinc ion binding; metalloendopeptidase activity. Bases 1 to 765 code for a protein of 254 amino acids. The transcript has a single exon. Gene Ontology annotation, biological process: proteolysis.
AUGGACACCAAUACCGCUGGCCCAGAUCCUGAACUUCCCAAGUACUCCUGUCGCACUCAAGAGGAUACAGACCCAAGCUUUGGUCCCGCUCCUAUUUCCCAUCUUGAGGGCACUACUGGCAACAACGCGCCAGACAAGGCCGAUUCCCUCGUCAUCGGUUUCGGUCCCCUCAUACCACGCUGGGACGUCACACCACCCGGUGGCAGGAAACUCCAAUACUUUGUCAGAGUGGACACUUUUCCAGAUACCACCAAGGCAAAGUUUGCAGCCAAAGAAUUCCAAGCCGCUGCCGAUUCCUGGGCCAAACUCCAAAUUGGCCUUGCCUUCUCCGAAACGACUAAUCGAGAUAACGCAAACUUUUACCUCGUAUAUCAAGUCAACACGCAGUUUGAUGAGGGAGUGCUAGCUCAAGCUUUCUUCCCGCAUGAGGUUGAUCAGGAUGUGAUUGUUUACUCGCAUGCCUUCGAGGGUAGAAAUCCAUCCAUCUUGAAAGAAAUCUUCCAGCAUGAAAUCGGUCACAUUCUUGGUCUUCGACACGAAUUUGCCAUUGAAGGUGAUGACCUGGGCAACAAGCCUGAGGGCUUUGGUGCUAAGCUGUUCAUGGAGAAGAAUCCCGAUUCAGUCAUGAGCUACAAUAUGCCACCCAAAAUUCAGGAUAGUGAUCGCACGCAAACUAUUGAGUUCUACAAAUUGCCCAAUGGAUCCAUGAUCGAUGACAGUCCUAUUACGGACUAUCAGCCCAAGAUCCGUCGCAAGAACCGAUAG